Necator americanus (New World hookworm) is the source of this 696-nucleotide messenger RNA. RefSeq lists its product as uncharacterized. Gene Ontology annotation, molecular function: glutathione transferase activity; glutathione peroxidase activity. The record is from RefSeq and is a predicted model, not a curated record. Lineage: Eukaryota; Metazoa; Nematoda; Chromadorea; Rhabditida; Ancylostomatidae. The transcript is spliced from 6 exons. Gene Ontology annotation, cellular component: mitochondrion; peroxisome. The coding region runs from base 1 to 696 and encodes 231 amino acids. Gene Ontology annotation, biological process: glutathione metabolic process.
AUGUGUUCUCGUAUAGCAGUUGAUCUUUUCUUCGACGUUUUUUCGCCCUAUAGUUGGAUUGGAUUCGAGGGUCUGAUGAGGUACCAGAAGGUGUGGCCUAUCAGUGUUCGUCUGCGCCCAUUCUAUUUUGCGGGGAUCAUCAAAGCAACAAAAAACAAUGGAGCACCGUUGAUGUUAGCAGAGAAAGAAUCUUACAUGGACUUAGAUCUCAAGAGGAACUCGACGUAUUGGGGCGUGCCAGUAUCUCUUCCGAUGAAUUUUAAAAAUCUGGUGUUCACGAAAUCAUCUGCGAACGCUCAGCGGCUCUUAAUCGCUCUGCAGAAAGAACAACCAUCACUGCUUGAAGAGGCUGCCAGGUUGAUGUGGACAAGAACUUUCACACAUCACAUUGGUGUCUUUCAUAAAGAAGACCUUAUGGAGAUAAUGAGUGACCUAGAAAUUGAGAAUCCCACUGCUCUUCUGGAAUUGGCUUCUUCUCAUGACGUCAAAGAUGCUUUGAAAAUUAACACGAGUGAAGCUUUAGAUAUGGGAUGUUUUGGCGCUCCAUGGAUUCACGUGCACACACCAAAUGGGAAGAUCGAACCGUUUUUUGGCAGCGAUCGCUUACCACUCAUUGGCCACCUCAUAGGCGAGCCCUACGAAGGACCCCUGAAUCAUCUCGCGGAACAUCAUUCUUCGUUAACUGAAUUGAAAUAG